Messenger RNA from Apus apus (common swift), 1953 nucleotides. It is a transcript of the gene CGAS, whose product is annotated as cyclic GMP-AMP synthase. The record is from RefSeq and is a predicted model, not a curated record. Gene Ontology annotation, molecular function: 2',3'-cyclic GMP-AMP synthase activity; chromatin binding; double-stranded DNA binding. Bases 132 to 1592 code for a protein of 486 amino acids. Gene Ontology annotation, cellular component: nucleus; site of double-strand break; cytosol. Gene Ontology annotation, biological process: positive regulation of defense response to virus by host; DNA damage response; cellular response to exogenous dsRNA. The transcript has 5 exons. NCBI's taxonomy places the organism in Eukaryota, Metazoa, Chordata, Aves, Apodiformes, Apodidae.
CCGUCCGGCGGGGGUUUCGUUUCCUUGGCGGAGACGCGCCGCCCGUUAAGAGGAACUCGUCCGAGCCGAGAGGCGGGAAACUUCCUCCCGCGCGCUCUCUGACCUGAGAGUGCCAGGAAGGAGCGAAGACGAUGGACGGCGCCGGCAGCGGAGGGGAGCGGGGCCGGCGGGGCAGGCGGGCUGCCGCCCCGCGGGGCCGGGGCGCGGGGAGGGGCGCAGCCCGCAGCUCCUCGCGGGCCCACGGCCCGGGCUGCGCCGCGACGCCCCGGGCGCCGCAGAGGGAUGGAUCCACCGCCCGGCGAGGCCGCCCAGCGCGGCGAUCCUCCGCCGUGCGGAGCCUGCCAGCGGGCCCGGCAGCGGGCGGCGGCAAAGAGGGACCCCCCGCUGCUCGGAGCCGGGCACCGGCCGCCAGAGCCCCCGCGGCGCGGAGGCGAGCGGCGGUGCCCGACGGGGCGCUCUCCGCCCCCGCGUCUGCCCGGAGUUCUUCGGUGGCCGCGGGCGCCCUGCGCCUCCGGGAGGUGUUGUCGCAGCUCACCCUGGAUCGGCAGGACGUGUCCGAGGCGUCGCGGCUGGUGAACCAGGUGAUCUCGCACCUGAUCCAGGCUAUCCGCAGCAGGGAAGGCAGCUUCAGCUCCCUCGAGCGCCUGGGCGCCGGCAGCUACUACGAGCACGUCAAGAUAUCUGAACCAAAUGAGUUUGACAUCAUGCUUGUAAUGCCUGUUGCAAGACUUCAGCUGGAGGAAUGUGAUGACACUGGAGCCUAUUAUUUUCUAACAUUCAAAAGAAAUCCAAAAGAAAAGCAUUUGUUGAAGUUUUUAGAUGAAGAUGGCAAAUUAUCAGCCUUCAAAAUGCUUCAAGCUCUAAGAGAAAUUAUUAAACGAGAAGUAAAAACCAUUACAAAUGUGGAAGUAACUGUGAAAAGGAAAAAGGCUGGAAGCCCUGCAAUAACUCUUCUGAUCAAAAAUCCUCCAGCAGAAAUAUCAGUGGACAUCAUCUUGACUUUGGAAGUUCAGCAGAGCUGGCCACCCAGCACACAGGAUGGCCUCAAAAUUGAACAAUGGCUGGGAAGAAAAGUCAGGGGAGAGUUCAGAAAUAAAUCACUUUAUUUAGUAGCCAAACAAAACAAAAGAGAAAAGGUUCUAAGAGGAAACACCUGGCGACUCUCUUUCUCACAUAUUGAGAAGGCCAUGAUGAACAACCACGGCAGCUCAAAGACGUGUUGUGAAGCUGAUGGACCAAAGUGCUGUAGGAAAGGCUGUCUUAAGCUUCUGAAGUAUCUUCUAGAGAAACUUAAAAUGAAACACACAAAAGAGUUGGACAAAAUCUGUUCAUAUCAUGUCAAAACUGCCUUCUUCCACUCAUGUGUCUUAUGGCCAAAUGACACAGACUGGUGCUUGGGAGACUUGGAUCAUUGCUUUCAGAAAUACCUGGGAUAUUUUCUGGAUUGCCUGGAAAACUCUCAUCUGCCACACUUUUUUAUUCCCCAAUACAACUUACUCAGCUCAGAAGAUAAAGUCAGCAGUAAUUUCCUUUCAAGACAAAUAAAACAUCAAUUGAACAACAGAUUCCCAAUAUUUCAGGAGUUACUGUAAACAUUUAUAAUAACUAUCUAUCCAUGUAGAAAUGCAUAUGCAAAACCAGAAGUCCUGCACCCUGAGGUGCAAGAAUAUUUUAAAUUACUUCUCAGUAAUAUGACAAAAAAUUACAAUCAGGAACACUUAAAGAGAAAAUGGCAUAUUUCAGUCAUGCUGAUUAGCUAUAACCAUUAAAAGAAACAGGAUGUUUUAUGUAAUACUUAUCUUCCCUAUACAAAAUGCAGAUGUCACCUGCAAGUAUCUUCAAGAUAUAAUAAGAAUGUAUAGAAUUUGCUGCAGGUAAUUUGCUACGUGUAACUUCUAUGAGUCCAAAUGUACAGACAUCAUUUGUUUAAAAUUAAAGAACCUCUCCAGAUCA